This is a messenger RNA of Symbiodinium sp. CCMP2592, 363 nucleotides long. The record is from the annotation of a GenBank genome assembly. Lineage: Eukaryota; Dinophyceae; Suessiales; Symbiodiniaceae.
AUGUCCAGCCCCUGGGACUGUGUUUGCGAGUUCAUCCGCUCCCAGAGCGCCAAUCUGCAGAGCAUCAUGGAGGGUCUCUCGAACCAGCACACCAUCAGCGAUCUUGAUACAAGCGACACGCUCACUCUGAACAGCCGAAUGUCGCCGCUGCAUCUGUUUAUGUUUCUGCUGCUGGCUGUGUGGGGCUUCCUCUACGUCAACGGCCGUCAGACCGAGCAGGCCACAAAAGCCAUGGGUGGCGGCCCUCCCUCGGCUGGCGGUUCCGGGUCCGGGUCCAGCUCCUCUUCCUCCGGUGCUUCCGGCUCCGGAUCUUCCUCGAGCUCUUCGGGAGGGACUGGACACUGCGACUCAGAGCUCUUCUGA